ACGCACAGCACGUGUGUUUCAUAGGUCGUGGGAAUUCGGAUCCUUAAUUCUGUUUAUUUAUUAGUACAACCUGGAUUUAUAUAUAUUGGGAUAGUUGGUUAAAAUACUAGUGCCGAUUCAUAACAUCACAUAUCAAAAAUGAAACCGAAACCUACCAAGAAACGGUUGGACAUACAGAGCAUGACACUGGACACCUUUCUGGAUAAUAUGGAUGCGGAUUUUGACGGCAGUAGCACUGAUGCUACUUCGGCUGUAGACACCAAACCACCGAUCAAAAAGAAACUAAAAAGGCAGAAGGAAAGCAAAACAAAUCUUCAACAGAAUUUAAAAGUCGAGAAGAAAAAAAAAGGUGAGGAUACAAAGCCUAAAAAGAGAGUGUUAUCGAAAACAUCAAAUGACGUGUCCGAUACCGAUCAAAGUGGUGGGCAAAAAGACGUGGAAAAAGAGCAUCAGCAAGCGUUAGUAAAACUAAAGGAAACUGAUCCUGAGCUGUACGCUUUUUUGAAACAGAACGACAAAAAACUGCUGAAGUUUGGUACAAUGUCACAAAGUGAUGAUGAACUAAGCGAUGAAGGCGAUAACGGAGACGAAGGAGAUGAUGAAGAAGAAGGGACUGUACACAAAUUGCCGGAUAAGUUGGAAGUUGCUAGCGAUGAGAGUGAUUUCGAAGACGAAGGUGAAGAUACCGACGAGCAAGAAGGUGAUAGUAUCGAACCAGGAACACAGAAAAAAAUUACUUUGAAAUUGCUACAAAAAUGGACGGAAGAAUUGACGACGUUCCCAUUGAAAAACGUGGAGAUCAUACGUACAGUUUGCAAAGCUUUUAAUUCUGCCUUGGUCACUGUGACUGGCGAAACGAAUGUUAUUCCGGCUUAUAAAGCGGAAGGUACUGCCAUCUUCAACGGUGUUGUCCAAUUGUGCGUUCUACAUCUCGGCAAUGCUGUUAAACAGUACCUAAAUGUGAAGAGCUACAAAAAUAUGAGAAAGAACAAAAGGUUUUCCAAGGUACAGUCUUGUCUGCGAAUGUAUUUGACCGAUUUGACAAAUUUGCUGGAAAAUGUUUCAUCGAAACAAAUUAUGAAUGUCCUUCUGAAGCAUCUGCAUCAGUUCUCGUCGAUUUUAGUGUGCUAUCCUUCGAUUACAAAACCCAUCCUAAAACGUAUGAUCGUAAUUUGGAGUACCUCCGAAGAGGAAUCAAUCCGAGUGCUGGCCUUUUUAUGCAUCAUAAAGAUUACAUGUGGUCAAAUGCAACGGUUUUUGAGUGAUGUCUUGAAAAAUAUGUACUUGGCCUAUGUUAAGAACAGCAAAUUUGUUAGUCCCAACACGCUUCCUGGUAUCAACUUUAUGAGGCGGUCUCUAACGGAAAUGUUUACAUUGGACAUGGGAGUUUCCUAUCAGCAUGUGUUUCUUUACAUUCGCCAACUAGCGAUUCAUUUGCGAAAUGCAGUGAUUCUCCAGAAAAAGGACAGCUUCCAAUAUAUCUACAAUUGGCAGUAUAUUAAUUCACUUAAACUCUGGUCGGACGUAUUGGCCGCAACGUACAACAAAAAGGAACUCGAGCCGCUAAUUUUCCCAUUAGUCAGCAUAAUAACCGGAGUUAUUAAAUUGAUUCCAUCGGCGCAAUACUUUCCACUUCGCUUUCACUGUUGCCGAAUGUUGAUAGACCUCUCGGCUCGAACCCGAGUUUUCGUUCCGGUUCUUCCAUUCUUGGUGGAAGUGUUGAACUCGAACAGUUUCAACGAAGAACACAAAAAGCUGUCGAUGAAACCCGUGAAUUUGACUUGUUUGCUUCGGAUGGCACCGGCCAACAUACAGGAGAAUGCAUACAAGGAUGCUGUCUUGGAUCAAAUAUACGAACUUUCGCUCGAAUAUCUUGCCCAUGAAUCGUCCUCGAUUUGCUUCCCCGAUUUGGUCAUACCAAUCGUUACUGCGUUACGCAAAUUCUGCAAAACCACUAAAGCAUACAAAUAUUCUCGCAAAAUCAAACAGCUUAGUGAUAAAAUCGUAGAAAACAGUGCUUUCAUUGACAAGGAGCGAACGCUGAAUCCGGUCCGGUUGAACGACAUUUCCGCUAUACGUAGCUGGGAGGCAACGCGCAAAGCCAACGGAACUCCAUUGUGGUCGUUCCAUCAGAGCUUCGCCAUUGAAAACGAUAAGAUUAAGCGGCGACAGGCUACUCAAUCUGAUGACAUUAACGAUUAUAAUUUACCAACGGUUAAAAAACUAGUUAAGAAACCUAUUGCGAGCAAAGAAGGCCCCACGGAACUUUUCCCGUCGGAUGAGGAAAUCGACGAUCAUGACUUAGGUGACGCGGAAGAAGAAGUAGAAGAGGAGGAACCGAUACGGAAAAAACAGAAAAAGGAAUCCAAAGGAAAGAAAGUGAAAAAGGAAAAAGGCAGCAACGGUACGAAGGACACGAAAAAUAAAAAGAAAAAACCGAAAUCAGAAGCAGAGGCAAUCGAGGUCCCUCUGGAAAGGACGGAUAAUGAAGAGGUUGAUAUAUUGAAAGAUCUAACUUUAGAAGAUUGGGAGUAAAAGUAAGUGCUCAGAAGUUACGUAUACAACUAUGUAUUCAUGCUUAGUUUUCGGGAUGAGCUUGAAAACUUAAUCUAAUAAUAAAGAGAUGUUCUGCAUCUGAUUGAAAAAUACGAAA
Molecule: messenger RNA, 2653 nt
Organism: Malaya genurostris
Lineage: Eukaryota; Metazoa; Arthropoda; Insecta; Diptera; Culicidae
Gene: Noc2
Product: nucleolar complex protein 2 homolog
Exons: 2
Coding region: 139-2535 (798 amino acids)
Biological process (GO): ribosomal large subunit biogenesis; negative regulation of transcription by RNA polymerase II
Cellular component (GO): nucleoplasm; nucleolus; Noc1p-Noc2p complex
Molecular function (GO): transcription corepressor activity; histone binding
Source: RefSeq, a predicted model, not a curated record